This is a messenger RNA of Anguilla anguilla (European eel), 1938 nucleotides long. Its product is annotated as hydroxycarboxylic acid receptor 3-like. The record is from RefSeq and is a predicted model, not a curated record. Lineage: Eukaryota; Metazoa; Chordata; Actinopteri; Anguilliformes; Anguillidae. Gene Ontology annotation, biological process: G protein-coupled receptor signaling pathway. The coding region runs from base 280 to 1302 and encodes 340 amino acids. Gene Ontology annotation, cellular component: membrane. Gene Ontology annotation, molecular function: G protein-coupled receptor activity. The transcript is spliced from 3 exons.
CUCGAAGAAGUUUUUCCUGGCUGUGGGUGGUGACAAGUGUAACAGACAUAAUUUACUCAGCAUGAAAUAGUGAGACAGAGCAGGCGGAGUGUAGUCUGUACACAGGAACUGGGCGUGACCAGCAAACGCAAACACCCUCAGCCUCCGAGCCGAUCGGCAGUGGGCUCCUUCCUGGAGACAAGUGCCGUCUCCUUCCAGCGUACCGGAAUCUACAAGAGGGGAAAAGAAAUUCCUCACAUCUGGAAAAGGAAGACUGAUCUUCGGAAUAAAAUCUCACGUAUGGUGGAAUAUCCGGGUUGUCUGAAGGGGACGGUUCCUAGGCAACAGGAGGACGCAGACACAGCGCAACAGUCUGCUCUGAGGAUGGAGAUCUCUGCGUUCGACAAGCUACUGCUCUCCAGAGUGCUGCCGCCUGUGCUGCUGCUGGAAUGCGUGCUGGGCAUGCUGGGUAACGGCGGGGCCCUCUGGAUCUUCUGCUUCUACGUGAAGCCCUGGAAGAGCAGCACGGUCUUCCUGUUCAACCUGGCUCUGGCCGACUUCCUGCUCAUCGUGAUCCUGCCGUUCCGCGCCGCCUACUACCUGCGCGAGCUGGACUGGGCCCACGGCGACGGCUUCUGCCGCAUCUCCCUCUUCAUGCUGGCCAUGAACCGCGGCGGCAGCGUCUUCUUCCUCACCGCCGUGGCCGUGGACCGAUACUUGCGGGUGGUGCACCCCCACCACCCCGCCAACUCCGCGCCCGUCUCCAGGAGCGUCUGCGUGGCCGCCGCCGUCUGGCUCCUCACCAUCUCGCUGGCGGCCCGCCUGCUGGCGGAGCCGGGCCAGGCCCAGAACUCCACGCGCUGCGAGUCCUUCGCCGCCGCCGGCAGCGGCUGGUACCACUCGGUGUACCUGCUGGAGUUCGCCCUGCCGCUGGCCGUCCUCCUCUUCUGCUCCGCCCGCGUGAUCGCCGAGCUCCGCCAGAGGGGCCUGGGCAAGAACGCCAGGAUCAGGAGGGCCCUGUGGUGCCUGGCUGCCGUCAUGGCAACGUUCGUGGUCUGCUUCAUCCCCAGCAACGUCACGCUGCUGCUGAUCUGGGUGCAGACGCUGCGCGGGGUGGAGGACCGCGACAGGCUCGGCUCUCUGGGCACCGUCUUCUACAUCACCGUCAGCCUGACCUACCUCAACAGCGUGCUGGACCCCCUGGUCUACUACUUCUCCAGCCCCGCCUUCAAGGCCCGGCUGAGGAGCGUGGCGAGGGCCCGCCCGUGGAGGAAGGAGCCGGCCGUCACGGACGGCGACGGAACCAGAGACUCCAAGAUCUAACGGCGGCUGAAGGCCACGGACCACGAGAUGAUGUCAUGCAAGUCAGCGAGGCACUCUUUCCCUGCGUGGGGAAAAAAAACCCCCAGCAUCCCCAUCCGGCGUGAGGGCGUGGCGUAGACUGGAAGGGCUUCUUUUUUGUUCUUUAUAAAUAUAAUAAUUACAGAGUUUUCAGAAGCUACACAUUUAGGUAUGUAGUGGCUAGAAAUACAAAGUAUGUGAAAUUACCAUGUAUUUUUUUUUAUAGAUAAGUGUACUUUAACAUUUAACUUUUUAUCUGAUUACACCAUCUGCUCAGUUUCCUCCCUGUACUAAAUAUGAAACGACAAUAACGUCAGCCAGGAAAAGUAAAAAAUGCUGUGUAAAAAUGUCAGUUUUCUUUCAUGCGCAGCUGGCUACCAAAAGCAAUCACAUGAGGUACAGUAUUUAUCACAGUAGCUGUGUCCCAGCAGGAAAUCAAACCUGCAACCUCUUAUUACACAACCGCACCUCCCUAAUCAUUAUGCAGCAGGGUCAAACUGAUAUUUGGAGAGCAGAAAUUAUCACUUUCACACAUCUUUAGUUAUUUUUAUGCUUAAAUUCCUAUGGUAUGAUACUCUGUGACAAAAUGUUGAAAUUGAUUUUGUUUGCAAAUAAAAC